Molecule: messenger RNA, 3681 nt
Organism: Toxoplasma gondii ME49
Lineage: Eukaryota; Apicomplexa; Conoidasida; Eucoccidiorida; Sarcocystidae
Exons: 12
Coding region: 996-3089 (697 amino acids)
Biological process (GO): microtubule-based movement; microtubule cytoskeleton organization
Cellular component (GO): cytoplasmic dynein complex; centrosome
Molecular function (GO): dynein heavy chain binding
Source: RefSeq, a predicted model, not a curated record
GGAACGCCCGAAAAACUGCUCUGACGUCUCUCAGCCGCCAGAGCCUCCCCUCUUUUUCCAGCGCAGCUACCGGCCGCUCGAGAAGCGUUUUCUCGCGCUGAAGAGAGGGCUUGCGUUAUUUCGUCAAGUAAAGGGAUUUCUGGAUUAAUCUCUCUUCUCGUGCGUGUUUCCUUGUGGUUUUUCUCUUUCGUUCGCGACCGCUGAUGCCAACUUUGUCGUGAAUCUCCUCGAACACCUGGCAGACACAGCCUGUGCGUUGCGAGGGAAAGCAGCCCUCGGCUUUUCCCGUGCUUUGGAGUUGGGGAAAGCGCCAGAAAAGCGCAGCGACUGUCGUUUUCCACUAACCCUUUUGUUUCUUUUUCUCGCGGCAAGGACUGGGAGAAAGAAGCCGCGCCCUCUCCGACGUUUCUUCGUUUUUUCCGUUCCUGCUGGAGAGAAUUCCGCAGAAGCAGGCCCCGUCGCCUUCUCUCGUUUCUCGCUUGUCCUUUUGUCUGUUCCUGAGGAAACACAUCGCCGAGGCGCAAUUCGCAGUUCUCCUACACGCUUGCAGAACCUGCAACUUAGUAUGUUCCUUGGCGCAGGUACCUUUCACGGCACAGCCCCAAGAAGUCAAACGCCGCGUCUUCCCGAGUCGUACGCGACUUCAGCGAAGCCUUCCUCAUCAGUUUUUUCCUCGCGCUGCUAAUCGCAUGUGGCAACAGCAGUUGACAGACGACCCCUCUCCAGUUCCUUUCCUCGAACUUGGUGUGUAUACUUCAAUCGACUUACAUUUCUAGACGCUGGACCGCAAAACUGUGUGAAGGUCGGGGACAGCCGUCGCAGCCCGAGACAUUGAGGCCUUGCCUUUCUCCCGUUUCUCACUUAUUUUCCACCCGUUUGAACGCUGGCUUUGCCGGCUCCUUGUCUCUCUCUCUCCGCCUUCCUGUUCCCUCCACGUCUCCUCUCAGGUGCAGAAGUCCCUUCGUCUCCUGCAAGGCCGUUUCCUCUCCUCCACAAUGAGUGAGAACGACCCCACUCCCGCUGCGGCAGACGCAGAAGCCUCCGAAGGAAAUCCGACGCAGGAGGGACAAACUGCGGAUCCGAACGAGGCACCUGUCGCUCUGGAGAAAGCAGCAAGCCAAGGCGACGUUCAGCCCUCUCCCCUGGACGAGGAGAAGCCUGUCCCCUCGUCUCCACGAGAGGCCAGUGAGAAACCAGCCUCCCCACUUGCUCCCGAGGAGAAGUCCGCGUCGCCUUCGCCACAGCGGGGGCUCUCUGCUGCGUUCAAAACCGCUGCGGCAGCGCAAGAGAAGGGAGACACCGACGGUUCUGGCAAUCUGCCUUCUCCGAAGCGAGGGACGUCUUUCGCGAAGCCGGUGUCUGCCAAGAGCGCUCCUGCUCGCAACUCAGGCGCAGUGCCUGCGAGAGGAAAGGAUGAGAAGGGAUUCGACAGAAGAGAUACGCCGCCAACGCCCAAGGCCGCUCCUCUGAGCGCCGCAAACGUCAAAGGAAGUCUGUGGCAGCAAGUUCUGAACGACGCGAAAACGACGAAAGUCGAACAGCGAGACUCCUACCUCGUCAUGCUAGGAUCUUACGACGUUGGCAAAAGCACGCUGUUGCGACAGCUUCAAGUGUUGGGAAGCGUCAAACCUCUGUCUUCGACCGAAACGUACACAAAUACGGGAGGCGUCUCUUUGCUGGACUUUGCGUACGUCGGACAAAGAUGUCUUGAAGAAGAGGAAGACGUAUCGACUGUCGACGCCCACUCUUUCGCAAGCGUGUACAUUCUCCAGCAUCCCGAACUCGCAGGUCGACUGGCGGAGCUGCUGCCCUCCUCGGCGUUGCCGAAUCUCUGCUUUUUGAUUUGUCUGGAUAUGCGGCAGGCCUGGUGCGCCUUGGACGAAGUGACCAAGUGGUUCCGAGCGGCGGAAAACAUCUGCAACACUCUGUUAGCGAAGCAAGACGUCGAGACGCAAGAUCGACUUCGAGACAAAAUGCAGAGAUACCUGGCGACGUAUCGUCGGCAUGCGAUGAGCAGCGGAGUCACGCGAGCGGUGACGGCGUUGCUGGAUCUCCAGAAUUUCGGCAGUUGUGCUUCGACUGCUGGCGAAGAGCUGGUGAAGACGUUGGAGGCAGAGAAAGCGACAGAGGCUUCGUCAGACAUGGAGAUUCCGAUUCCGGCGCCGGUCGUCGUCGCAGUCACGCGAUCCGACGCCUACCAGCAGUUAAACAGCCGGCAAAACUUGGGGCAAAUCGACAUCAUGAUGGCUUACCUUCGCCGAGAGUGCCUUAAAUUCAACGCUGCGAUCGUUGCAUGCAGUUGCCGCGACGAGAGAAACCCAAGGAACAUCCUGUUGCUCUAUCGCUACUUGAUGCAUCGUCUCUGCAACUGCUUUUUCAAGGAGUUGCCAGCAACAGAAGACGUCGAGUCUUUCUUCAUGCCUUCCGGAUGCGACACUGCUGAGGACGUCGAAAAGGCUGUGCAGCAAACAGUGGCAGGGAGCUUUGAGAAACCGUUUGAGGCGUGGAUUACGAGACACAUAGAGUCGAAGAAGCUCGACGACCAAGCGAACACGACAGUGCCUAUCCAGACGAUGCAGGAGUUUCUGCGGCAAAUGGAGGAGCAGUUCCCAGCCGCGGCGGUCGCCGCAAAACCGAUGGGCGAACGGCGCGUGCCUCUCCUCAGCGCCAUUCCGAAUGCGUCGGGAGCCUUAGGAAGGACGGAGUCAGGCCGUCGUAGUUUGCAGGCAGGGUCGCAACGUCUUACGAUUUCAAUUCAGCCGUCAAUCAAAUCUUCGCGCGCCGAGUUGCAGCCUACAAAGACGUUUGUGUCCGGUCCAGGCGCAGAAGGCGGCGUGGAGAAAAUUCGGACGCGGGCGGAGGUUCCGCGGCUGCUCUCUUCCACUCUUGUGACAAAGCCGAGCACCCUGCCGACGAGCAGUUCGACGAUCUCGACUGGCGGCGGCGGAGCAGAGUCGGCCUCUCUGCAGAACUUUUUCCAGGGGUUGCUAGCCAAAAACAAGACAAAGGUUCCCGCGACUCCGCGCGGUCGCGCGCGUCCGAAGGCAGGUCCCGAAGGAGAACAGAAGAAAGCGCCUGGAGACGCGUAGACAGAAAAACAAACCAGUGAAUUUUAUUUCUUUUGCCGCCACACGGUUCUUUCUCUGGAACUUCGCCUGUUUGGCCGCGUUUAUUCGGGAUGCAGAACGACAAACGCCGUUGAGACAACAGGAAACCCGAAAACAGCCUAGGCUUUUGUGGUACGUUCUCUUAUUCAAGGCUAGCAGGUGGCCUCCAGUUCUCCAGGCGUGGUAGUGUGAGGUUUCUGCUCUCGAGAAAACAUACAGAGUGAAGCAGGAAAAAGGGAUAAAAAGCGAGUGUGCUACCGGUUUUUACGCGGUCACUUGCGGUUAUCACUGUUACGGGACGUGGCGCUGAAAGUAAAGUAGGAUCAGGACCACAGUUGAAACAAAAAGAGCCAUUCUUUGUGUGAAGAGAAAACACAAGAGGUUGUGGAUGCAGAACAGUGUUUUUUUCAGCCACAGCUGAUGUUUCGGUCGUCACCUUUGUUUGGUUGAAAAAAGUCUUCCGCCGUGUGUCAAGCGUCGUUCGUCGCCAAUUGGACGCAUGCUCCCAGUGUUUUUAAAAAGAAAAACUACGAGCUUUUGUUCGUAACAAAAACCAUCUCGAUCAGGUGCUGAG